Truncatella angustata is the source of this 1574-nucleotide messenger RNA. RefSeq lists its product as uncharacterized. NCBI's taxonomy places the organism in Eukaryota, Fungi, Ascomycota, Sordariomycetes, Amphisphaeriales, Sporocadaceae. The transcript is spliced from 2 exons. Bases 405 to 1574 code for a protein of 389 amino acids. The record is from RefSeq and is a predicted model, not a curated record.
GUGAGACUUGCAUUUGCGCUUUCUAGGCUAUAUUGAUGCAACAAUUCACUCUGAACUAGAAUUACCUAAUGAGGCCCGCGCACGACAUGGGCCGAAGCCGAAGCCGAAAUAAUGGACACAUCAUGACAUUCCGAGUGGAACAUUCGUUGCGUAUAAUCUCAUAUAUUACAUCGAGCAAAUCGUACAAGUGAAGUAGCUCGCUUUUGGUACAAGACCAGAACAUACAAAAAGAUAGCUUGAUCGGACGUGGACAGCAUCACAAGAGAUCAUCAUCAAGCAGGAGGAAUACUUCCGGGUCAUAUACAUUCAAAGAUACUGGUUGCAUAUAUUAUCUAAGGUUCGAACCGUGAUUUGGAUGUCCCCCUGUUUCGUGGGACCACGCAAUAUCAUCAGACUACGAAAUCAUGCCGCCUGAGAUACAAACCUACGCGUUGCAGCCAGAUGGCCAUCUGGUGUUGAAGAACUCGACGGAAAGUAGCGCAGCGUACUCGUCUACCGACAUUGUCGCAUUUCUCACCAAACGACUACCCUACUCGCUCCCCAUUUUACGACGACUCCAAUUAGGCAGGCGCGGCGAGGAGACUUUGCUGAUCACAACGAGUCUACCCCUAAAUGGACGGGUCAAAGAAGCAAACGAUCCCAAGGCACUUACUCCGGAUUCUCUGUAUACCAUGGCAGUCAUAGACCGAGCCGGGUACCCCUCGACUGAGAUCUGGCCCUUCUCAUCCCUGGAGCUCUAUCACGGCACCGCAGACCACGAGAAGGCUCCCCAGAUGCCCCAGACAGACCCCAGCUCCUUCGUCCUUCCAUUCAGCGACGAGGUCUUCAAAGCAGCAACCUCCCAGCUGCUUGCAGUCCUCUCGCGCAUCCCCAUCACCAACCCCCAGCAGCCCGACCUAGCCCACUUCACCACGCCCGGCACCUUCUGCUGCCUGGCCGGCAAUGUGCACACGACCGUCGCCGCCCUUCUCGCCGGGGCCGACCUCAUCAUCCGCAGCGCGCACGAGAAGAGCCACCACACGCCGUACGGCAAGUACCUCUUUCCCUUGCCACCACCAGCGCCGUCGUCCUCCUCGUCCGGCGAGGGUCCCGAACCCUUGCCCCAGGGUCUGGAGUGGAGCACCAUCGGCCCCGGGGACUUCGCGGGCGUCAUGGCCGCCAACAAGAUCGUGCGCAGUGCCGCGACCAUCGCCGGCUUGCACAGUGCGGCGGUGCGGGACCCCCGCGCGGGCGGCCGGGCGGUCGCCUUCGCCUUCGCGUCCACUGACGGGAGCGUGCGCACCCUGCACGUCGACCCGGCGUACCGGCGGCGCGGGCUGGCCAGGGCGGUGGUGCUGAGGCUGUUGCGGACGGGUAGGGGAAGUGCGUUCGGGCCGCCGGCGGGCGGGCCGUUGUCCGUGGUGGCGGCCGCGGAGGGAGAGGAGGGAAGGGCUGGUCCGCUGGCGUUCACCGGGGUCGAGGGCAGUAAUGUGGGUAGCAUCAAGACGUUCGAGGCGGUCGGGGGGAGGUGGUACUGGGAUGCUUACUGGCUCUGGCUUGAUCUGGGUCGUGUCGAGCAAAGGAUCGGUGUUUAG